UCUGUCUUCUUCUUCCUCUACUCGGCGAAUUUUCUCGAGAAAAAUUAAACUGAAAUUUUCUGAUCGAAGAUCUAAAAAAGAAGAUGGAGAGAAGACAAGCGAAGAUCCAUGUCUUUGUAUUGAUUGGUUUGAUUCUAUUGAAUUCGAUCAAUCAAAUCUCGUCGCUCUCUGUAACAGUUAACGACGAAGAAUGUGUCCAAGAAUACGUCCUUUACGAAGGCGACACUGUUUCCGGUAACUUCGUCGUCGUCGAUCAUGAUAUAUUCUGGGGAUCAGAUCAUCCUGGUUUGGAUUUCACGGUGACGUCUCCAGCUGGGAACAUUGUACAAACUUUAAAGGGAACAUCUGGAGAUAAGUUUGAGUUUAAGGCUCCAAGAAGUGGAAUGUAUAAAUUUUGUUUCCACAAUCCUUAUUCUACUCCUGAAACUGUCUCCUUUUAUAUUCAUGUUGGCCAUAUUCCCAAUGAGCAUGACUUAGCCAAAGAUGAACAUUUGGACCCGGUAAAUGUUAAGAUAGCUGAGUUGAGAGAGGCUUUGGAAUCUGUUGUUGCUGAGCAGAAGUAUUUGAAAGCACGUGAUACUCGUCACCGUCAUACGAAUGAAAGCACGAGAAAGCGUGUGAUAUUGUACACAGUAGGAGAGUACAUAUUCCUUGCAGCAGCUAGUGGACUUCAAGUUCUCUACAUCCGCAAGCUCUUUAGCAAGUCGGUCGCAUACAACAGAGUUUGAACAUAACAAAACAUCAGCAAGGUCUUAUGUCCUUUUAUGUUUGGCUUGGUGAACGAAUCAAAACACAAAUCUUAAACAGUGUUAGUUAACUUAAAAGCUUUAAUAGCGAAAGACUCCCUUUUUGUUUUUGGUUUCUACACUUUUCUUUGGCUUCAAUUUACUUAUGCAGAACUUGAUAAAGCUUAUUUCUGAUUCA
Molecule: messenger RNA, 924 nt
Organism: Arabidopsis lyrata subsp. lyrata
Lineage: Eukaryota; Viridiplantae; Streptophyta; Magnoliopsida; Brassicales; Brassicaceae
Product: transmembrane emp24 domain-containing protein p24beta3
Exons: 4
Coding region: 84-728 (214 amino acids)
Biological process (GO): endoplasmic reticulum to Golgi vesicle-mediated transport; Golgi organization; intracellular protein transport
Cellular component (GO): COPII-coated ER to Golgi transport vesicle; endoplasmic reticulum; endoplasmic reticulum-Golgi intermediate compartment
Source: RefSeq, a predicted model, not a curated record